AGCACUACUUUCAUUUGCGCACGAUAACCGUGAGCAGAAACGAGGCUUGCUCCAAAAGCAGACGAAUUCGUGCCGUCACUCGUCGAGCUGUUGGUGCAGACAGCUGCAGUAGUUGCUUGUAGCACUUCCGUGGCUUCAACGCUGGCACGCUUCUACCUGCUCAUUUAACCAUGGCAUCCUCCGUUCUACAACGAUGUCGGAUACACCGGCUGACGAAAGCACACAAGGGGCUGCAAUUGGCCUGCGCAUCGAGGGUGCGCUCACUGACAUUUUCCCAGCAUGUGGAUGAAUUCACUGUGGCCAACGAGCCCAUGCUGUCCUAUCUACCAGGAAGCAAGGAGCGACAAGCACUGCAAGAUGCUCUCAACGAGCUCAAGGACACAUGCACUGAAGUGCCCAUUGUCAUUGGUGGCAAGGAGAUCAGGACGUCAGAAGCACGUUACCACACUGCGCCAUUUGAUCAUUCAAGAAAGGUGGCAAAGUACUACUGGGCAUCCAAGGAGACAAUCCAAGAUGCAAUCAACGUCAGCCUUAAGGCCCGGGAGGAGUGGGAGGCCAAGCCGCUCAAUGACAAAGUCAAGCUGUUCCUCCGCGCGGCUGACCUUGUCAGCAGCAAGUACCGCUACAAGCUCAACGCUGCUACCAUGCUCGGACAGGGCAAGACUGUCUUCCAGGCAGAGAUUGACUCAGCAGCUGAACUUGCCGAUUUCCUGAGGUUCAAUGCCUACUUCGCCAAAGAGCUCACAAAGUACGAGCCAAUUUCUACUGAUCCCAAAGUCACAGUGAACCACUACCGGCAGCGUGGGCUUGAGGGUUUUACAACGGCUAUUUCACCUUUCAACUUCUCAGCCAUUGGGGGCAACCUGGCAUCAGCACCAACAUUAAUGGGUAACGUAGUCCUAUGGAAGCCUUCGGACGCGGCCAUCCUCUCAAAUUACUUCAUCUUCAAGAUCUUUGAAGAGGCUGGCUUUCCACCUGGAAUCAUCAACUUCCUGCCCUCUGAGGGGCGUGCCUUCGGAGACGUCACGUCAGCGUCGCCGCACCUUGCCUGUGUGAACUUCACAGGCAGUGUUGCUACAUUCAGAACGAUAUGGAAGCAGGUGUCUCAAAACUUGGACAUCUACACAAACUUUCCAAGGCUAGUAGGAGAGUGUGGUGGCAAGAACUUCCACUUCGUGCACCCUUCGGCUGACCUUCCUACCGUAGUGGCACAGACGACACGGUCGGGCUUUGAGUACAGCGGCCAAAAGUGCUCGGCUGUGGAGAGGUUGUACGUGCCCAGCAGCCUGUGGCCCAAGCUCAAGGAGCAAUUGGUGGAGGCUCAGAAGAGCCUGAAAUUGGGCUCUCCGCUGGAAUUUGACACCUUCAUGUCAGCGGUCAUCGACAGGGCAGCUUUUUCCAAGAUCACUGGCUACCUGCAACAUGCCAAGAACAGCCCCAACCUCAAGGUGCUCGCUGGUGGGGGUGCCGAUGAUAGCCAGGGCUUCUUUGUGCAACCUACCAUUCUGGAGACCACCAACCCAGAGGACAGGAUCAUGAAGGAGGAGAUCUUUGGGCCAGUCUACACGGCCUACGUCUACCCAGACAAUGAGGUCGACAAGUGCCUCGCCCUGGCACGGGAUACUGCCCCCUUUGGCCUCACAGCAUCUGUCUUUGCCAGGGACGAAAAUUUCCUGAAGUCAGCUUGCGAGUACCUGAAGAUGACUGGCGGAAACUUUUACGUCAAUGACAAGUCGACCGGGGCUGUUGUUGGGCAACAGCCAUUUGGUGGAGCACGCAUCUCAGGCACCAACGACAAGGCUGGUGGUCCUCACUACUUGCUCAGGUUCAGCUCGGCGCAGACCAUCAAAGAGACCAAGGUUCCACUGACUGACAUCAAGUAUCCGUACAUGACCAGCUCAUAACAUUUACCCCCUUUGGUAAAGCACAUCAUCACGUCUAGACAAAAGUCAUCUGCACGCACCUUUGUCCGGGUGCCUGUUGUUUUUAUGGAAAGCUUUUAUACAUUCAAAACCAGGCUUGGUAUUUCAAACUGUUUGUUAUAGCUUGCGCACCAAAUGUUAUGUCAUGGUCUGUUCAAAUGUGUUGGUUUUGGAUAUAUAUUUGCUGUGUUGCGCGUCACACAAUAGAAAUGGUUCCUCCCACUUUCUAAGUCGCACUUGCAGCUAAAGAAGGCCUUACAAGCGCCUUCCAGAUAUUGCUGCUCUUCAAAGUAGCAAAAAAAUGUUUAUUCUGACAUUCAUGUAUUGCCAGCAUCAUAUCUGCAGGACAACAGAGAUGCAGAGGAAAACAACAGUGCUAGUGGCAGCAACUUGUGACACUGCAUUUAUCCAUGAUGCCUUAGGAACACGCUCAUGUCUCGAAUCCCAUCUUGUGGAAGAAAUAAAAAAAUACCUUCAUGAAAACGAUGUCACUGCAUAACCUUAAGGCUAGCUCAUGAGCUGGUUGUUUGAAGUAAAAAUUCAUUGUUGUUGAGGUGCUCUUGCACAAUUCUCGUCUAUAUCUCUGGUACCAUGUUGCUAACAUGUUAAUACUUACAUGGCAAUGUAAGGCUAAAAUUCUGAAUAACACUGACUGUGCGUAAGCCAAGCACGUUUUUUCACUAUGACUCCUUGUUCUAUCUAUAUUGGUUGUUCUUGUCUCAGUUGAAACAUUAGCUGACUUUCCAGCUUGUGUGAAUCUCUUUGCAUGCAGAAAAAGCUUAAUUUCUCAAGAAAUUCUUUAGAAAUCUCCAGCUACUGUGUAUGUUAAGAAGGCUAGCAGAUAAUGAGGCAACUCUCUUCCCGUUUCUAUUUAGUAUUUUACAAAGUACAUGCCAUGGCCCUUUGCAUCACUGCCAGUACUUCGAGAAGAGAGUUUAAAAAAGGAGCAAGGAUCGAUGCUGGCACCAAGCAAACUCAUCAUGGGCUUACUUAAAUGUGGUGCAUGUUCUUGAGGUUUACAACAGGGUAUACUGUUGUAGGGAACACCCAACCAAUAACCAGUAAUAAUAGCUAAUACAACUGGGACAUUUAUUCGCAUUUACUAGGAAGAAGUAGUUGAUGCAAUCAAUUAUACCUACAUCUAUACAGUCUAAUCUCGAUAAUUCGAACUUGAAGGGGCCUGGAAACCUGUUCAAAUUAUAAGAAGUUCUAAUUAAGAGAAGCUAAUUGAAUGGAGGGCCUACUUGCAGUGGCGCAUGUGCACUGAGCUAACACAUGAGUGGGAAGUUCCAGGAGAUUUAUUCACAUGUAUUUACAAAUUACAGUCAGUUAUUAGGCGUAUCGGUGCUUGUACUGCGAUGGGAGACGGCGAGUGCACGCGUGCAUAGAGGGAAACGUACUGACAAUUGCCCCGUCAAACUUUUGGCAUGCUUCACUGCGUAACACUUCAGCAUCGGGGUGAAGCUGACCUUCGGAAACCGGCAUUAUGCAACGCUUUAUGCUUUCUGCACACCGAAGACUGCUGCCAGUGGCAUGGUAAUUAAAAUGGUGGUGGUGAUGGCUUCGAUUAAUGCGAUUUCAGGCCUGCGGUCAUGGCAAAAAGUCAGGAAAAUCGACCUUCUUUUACAUUGACUCUAUGGAGUAAAUGGCGGUGCCGCAAAGGCAUUUGAAUUAUCGAACAUGUCCAAAAGAUUGGGGGUCCGGAAAAUCGGUCGUUGACUGUACAGGAGACCUGCCACUAACAGAAGAAAUCGGUGAUAUGUGCUUGCGCAUGCCUGUGCACAUAUUUUUACCAUGUUUUUUUAUUUUUUUCAUUGCGCGCUGCGUUCAGGGGUUUCUCCUAAGCUCUUGCUCUAUGGCGGGUUCAGAGGAAUGCUGGUCAAAGGUACCGCUGCGUGAUUUGGUGCGCUGCUGAGAGCAUUGUCAGAGCGCAGUAUGUUCGAAUUAACCGUCGCAAAUGCUUGUGCAUUCAAAUUACCGGUUGUUUUCACCUAUUGGAAUACACAUAAUUUUGACAGGGCCACAGCACCAGUUCGAAUAAACUGAAAGUUGGAAUUAAAUGGUGUUAGAAUUAACGAGAUUUAACUGUAUAUAAAAAUGAGUUCUGUACUCUGUAGGUCGUUGUGCAAUAUAUCAGCGAUAAUCAGUGGCACUGCAUGCAGGUAACUGUACGUUCCCUUUAACAGUAGCCCGCUUUGUACUUUCGGUAUAGGAGCCUUCAUUGUAUACCUUGGAGUUACUCAAAGAUACAAGAAGGAUUCAUAACUGAGUCUUGUCGGUCCAUUGAAAUGACUCAUGAAAUCUGGCGAGAUUUAUAAUGAUAUUGGCAUGGUGCUGAAAUUCCAUUUUCAACUUUUUCUUUUCUUGAUGUUUAUACAUUGUUGAACCAAAGAGCUUUCUUCCAAGCCGCUGUUAUGUGGAGUACAUCUUGAAUCAGCAUGAAUGUGUCGCUGGACAUUGAAAAAAAAAAUGUACAAAGCAGUUGCAAGCUAUUCUUGGCCAAAAGUGACAGUUUAUUUCAAUAUAUGUGUGCCUUUGGUGUGGUUGAAGAUAAGUUUCAGUAGUAUUCUGGGCACUCUGCAUUUUUAGGUGAACGGAAAUGCUACUAUACGAAUUUUUAAUUUGAGGCUGCUUCUUGUAGACUACAGCUAGAAGCAAUGUUACGUCUGUGCGACUUCCUGAAAUGUAAUGUAGAGUUGCAUAGAAAAUCGCUUGUGAACUUCUUUUUCCAGCUUUCAUGUUUUAGCAUACUGUCCUCUCAAAUAUUUAAAGUAGGCAGCAAACAGGCAAUUUGCGAGUUUACUUGUGGUCGGUAUAUCGCAGUAACAAUUGCAGCACAACUAGGUACACUUCUUAGCGUUGUCUGAUGCGUAUCGCGAGUGAGAUGCUAUCCUCAAUUUUUCUCAACGAAAUACGUUUGACCGCAAGUUUACUUUGCCUACAGAAAUUCGCACUCGAAACAACAGUCUUAUGCAAACUGUAUUUUUGCAGAGUAUUUAACUUAACAGCAUUUUUUGACAAGAUAGAACACUGUUUAUAGAUAACAAUUACUGCUGUUAUUCUUGUAUGUCCUGCUGGCUGCUUGACAUUGCUCGUUAUGAUACUCUGCUUCUUGCAACUGAUUUUUGUCAGUCUGAAGUAUACAAACCUAUAUAUAGUAUGCUAAACCUCAUGCUAACUCAUAUAUGUUCGGUGGUUCAAUGCUUUUAUUAGCCUACAUGACAUCGUUUAUUAAGCAUUGUAUUCUGCGUUUUCUUGUCCUUAGUUAUUCAACUCUUACACGUGCAACCAGGCAGUGAAGAGUUCUCAGAAUUUUGUGCACAUGCUCUGUUUGAAAAGCAAUAACUGUCGGUGGCGAGAGACUAAUUUCAACUCCUGUACAUUGUCACAAUGAAGUGUGUGAUCUAGUUCAGCAUAGUAUAAUACUACAUAGUAUUCAAAAACAAGUGCAUUGUGGAAAAGAAAAACUGCACGAGGUUUGUUUUGUAAGGCAAUGCUUGCUAUAAAUUUGAAUCGUGUACACUGAA
Dermacentor andersoni is the source of this 5449-nucleotide messenger RNA. RefSeq names its product delta-1-Pyrroline-5-carboxylate dehydrogenase 1 (gene P5CDh1). Gene Ontology annotation, molecular function: L-glutamate gamma-semialdehyde dehydrogenase (NAD+) activity. Lineage: Eukaryota; Metazoa; Arthropoda; Arachnida; Ixodida; Ixodidae. Gene Ontology annotation, cellular component: mitochondrial matrix. The record is from RefSeq and is a predicted model, not a curated record.